AUGGCUCACUAUUGUCCCAGCUUCGAGCUUUCGGAUUUUCUCGAGUCGAAUGACUGGCUUGAUGAGGAAUAUCAAGUUUUUGGCUGUCCUCAGAAUCUGAACUAUGCAGCAGAUGAAGUUUUUAACUCAAGUGGAAUAAGCAGCAGCAGCAGCCACCAAGAAGGACCAGGCAGUAGAGAUGGUGGGAGUGGUAGGGAGAAGAAAGAAAUCACAGAGAAAGUUGCUUUUAAAACUAAGUCAGAGGUUGAGAUACUGGAUGAUGGCUUCAAGUGGAGAAAGUAUGGGAAAAAGAUGAACAGUUUGAUCGGAGGCAUGAUAAGCAAUUCAAUUGACUAUAAUACCCCUGAUUCUCAGAGGACCACUUCCCCGAGGCACCUAUCCCUACGUCAGAUAGCUAAGAUUUACAUUAGAAGAAAUCCAAAUGAUUUGCGAGGGACGCCAAGAGAAACUUCCACUUUAAUGAAGCUGUAA
This is a messenger RNA of Fraxinus pennsylvanica, 471 nucleotides long. NCBI's taxonomy places the organism in Eukaryota, Viridiplantae, Streptophyta, Magnoliopsida, Lamiales, Oleaceae. The record is from the annotation of a GenBank genome assembly.